Molecule: messenger RNA, 2407 nt
Organism: Galdieria sulphuraria
Lineage: Eukaryota; Rhodophyta; Bangiophyceae; Galdieriales; Galdieriaceae
Product: amine oxidase family protein isoform 2
Exons: 9
Coding region: 3-2372 (789 amino acids)
Molecular function (GO): oxidoreductase activity
Source: RefSeq, a predicted model, not a curated record
UUAUGUCUUUUGUUAGCUGUGACAUGUUUUUGAAGCCUUUUAAUUUCAAAAGCAGUUGGCGAUAUGGAAAACUUUCAGUACAUAACCGAAACAAUUACCUUUUGAAAAGAGUUUCAAUAUUCUGUAAAGUACAAGUAGCCAUCAUUGGAGGUGGUAUAGCGGGCCUUACGGUAGCUUCUAUUUUGCAGAAAUAUAACGUUGACUACUGUUUAUUGGAAGCAAAACCUUAUCUGGGAGGUAGAGUUGCUACAGAUAAUGUCAAAGGCUUUUUAUUGGAUCACGGGUUUCAAGUUUUUAUCGAAAGCUAUCCAGAAGUCAAGCAAUUUAUCGACAUCAGUAGUUUGAGUUUGCAAUAUUUUGAACCAGGUGCCUUGAUAAGAACAAAUACUGGUUUCCAUCUUGUAGCUGACCCCUUUCGUAGACCCUUAUCUAUCUUUCAAAGUAUCCAGAGCCCUAUAGGAAAUCUUUCCGAUAAAUUAAGAGUUGCUUGGCUGAGGAAUCGACUCUCAACCAGUUUGAUACAAAGAAGUCAUCAUAAGAGGUUUCUUUCGACAGAAGAGUAUCUUGAGUCGUUUGGCUUCUCUUCUUCCAUUAUGCAACAAUUCUUUCGUCCCUUCUUACGCGGCAUUUAUUUGUCCGAAUUAGAAGACCAAUACUUUGAAGACUUUUUGUUCAUAUUUUCCAUGUUUUCUAAAUGCUAUGCUUCAUUACCAGCCAAAGGAAUGGGAAGUAUCCCUGCACAGUUGGCUUCGUCCCUGGAUCCUCACUCCAUUCGUCUGAAUACCAAAGUUGACUCAUUGCGUGGACGACAACUAGAGUUGAAUGGCGAUGAACAAUUGAUGGCUCAGAAAGUUGUCAUUGCAACUGACGGACCUCAUGCAUCGCAGUUGUUAGGUUCUGCAUCCAAUAUCCCUUCCUAUUCUUCUUCCUGUUGUUUAUAUUUUUCGAGUUCUCUGCCAACCCCAGUUUCAUUACCAAUCCUCAUUUUGAAUGGCACAGUUGAAAUAUCUUCUUCUAUUAUCAACAAUAUUUGCUUUCCUAACAAAAUCGCACCUUCGUAUGCACCUUCCGAUCGCAACUUGGUAUCUGUGAAUCUCCGACUUGAUGAGACAGAGUUACCGUUGGAUGAAUUAGUAACCAAAGCAAAGAAUGAACUUGAGAAAUGGUUCGACCCUGAUGUGGUGCAAGAGUGGCAGUUCCUUCAAUCCUAUCGAAUAGACCAUGCGUUACCUAAGCGAACUUCAAGUAUUAUUUCCGAUCCCCCUCCUAACAAGGUUUCUGAGGAUGUUUUCCUUUGUGGGGACUAUUGUGAUAGCCCUACUCUCAAUGGAGCUAUGGCAUCUGGACGUCGAACUGCUAUACAAGUAUUGUCUUCUUUGGGAAUGAAAGAUAUUCACGAAAAUGACCAAGUUCACUUCGAGUUGGUACUUACAAGAAACUCUGACGAGUCUAUGCGUAGAACAAGAGAAGAAUACAAAAAGCACUGUUUCUUAUUGAUAUCGUUCUUGUUGUUAUUGACGGGUUGUGACAAACGGAAAGACGUUGUUACCCAGUCUCACUUAUUGCCCACCAACCAGUGUAUUCCUUGUCCUUUCUAUAAGAACAGCAAUGAGACUUGUUAUUGUUGUUUUCAUCCAAACCAAAUACGAAAGAACCCAAAAAUAACGGCUUUACUAGCAGUUCGCAACGUCGAGUCAACGUUAUUCCUUGGGAUACGACACUUAACUGAAUUCUGUGAUAGCAUCGUGGUACUGGACGAUCACUCCAGCGACAACACUAUUCUCGAGUUACAACUGUUAUCGCGAUAUUAUCCAAUUGAAGCCAUUAUCUACUUUACUAGCCAAUGGAGCAAACGAGACGAACUUGGAGACAGACAAAUUCUACUAGAAAUGGGAAGACUGCUUCGGAGUACCCAUUUCGUGAUUAUAGACUAUGACGAAAUAUUCGCUGCUGACUGUGUUUCCAAUGGACGACUACGAGAACAAAUACUUCGACUACCUCGAGGUCAUUCGUUGUAUAUUCCGUGGAUUUUUCCAUGGAAUGGUACUCGAUAUCACGCAAAACCACUUCAUACUGGAUUGAACCUUCUCAACCGAUCGCUUUCCACUAUCUUCGCGGAUCAUGAAAGCUUGGAAUACCCUACCACAUCUUCAACUAGAACGUCGACAGAAAUGAGCAUUCAUAUUGGUCGCAUUCCUAACUUUCGAAACGGUAGCAAAACGACCACAUGGUUGGCCAACGAGUGUAAAAUAUUGGAUCUUCGUUUUGUAUCUUUACAUAACUUGGAGAAAAAAUUACUUUGGUAUGAUGCUUUGGGACGAAUAUUUAACGUUUCCAGAGAUGUAAGAGGCAAAGUAGUGGAUUCGUUAUAGUUACUUCGAUCCUUCUCUAUUUUACGAUUCCGACG